Molecule: messenger RNA, 2500 nt
Organism: Cylicocyclus nassatus
Lineage: Eukaryota; Metazoa; Nematoda; Chromadorea; Rhabditida; Strongylidae
Source: the annotation of a GenBank genome assembly
ACUUGAGGUUACGAUAACGAUUCGCGAUAUUUAUUAUCGCGAAGCCACAGAGAAGAUGCCGAAGCAGUGUUGGCUAAGACGGAUGAAAUCAUCAGGGAUAGAAAGCCUUAUCUAUGCACUGUUUGCAUUCAUCUUCGUUACUGCCAGGUCACGGCUUUUCAGAGAUGGUGUACAGUUGUAUAACAACUCUAAAAAUUCUUGCUCGGAAAAUUUUUGUGUGAGUGAAGCUUGCCUCGUCGAAGAUAUGGAAAGGAACGUAGAGAAAUGGAUGGUGAUCGUGAGCCGUGAGAGACUUCAAUACGAAAUCUUCCGAGAGGUAGAAUCCCUACAUGACUGGCAUGUGAUUAUAGUAUCUUAUAACAAUCCUGGAGCAAAUCCCACAGACGUAUAUUGGUUCAACACUGCAGACUACAAUGAUACAAACUCAGCAAGAAAUGCUGCUUAUAUAUAUGCGAUCAACAAGGGUGCCAAAUACAUCUACGAUUUAGAAGACAGGGUCAUUUUAGGAGAAGAGAGUCUGAAGUCGUUCGAAUAUGACGAGAUAUCAAGUGGACUGUGGUAUUACGUCCCAUCGUCAUCUACUACUGAGCAAAAAAUCUUCAACCCCAACAUAUAUUUUGGUAUUCCGCUGAUACACAGCAAAACGUCGACGGCUUAUUUGAAGAGUCAAACAUACGGGAACUAUUUGCGUUUGUGCCACAAAAUAAACACACCAGCAGUGCAAUUUGCAGUAAUCCACGAACGGCUUCAUGUAAAGUCCAGUAACGGUAAAUUGGAAAUGGAUCCUAGCAGCUUUGCUCCACACGUGGGUUUAGCUACAGGAGUUUACACAUCUUGGCAUAUCUCUAACACUCUCUUCCAUUACAACUCAUUUUUCAUAUUGUUCGCGCCGUCAUCUACAAAAUCCAGAGCUGACGUAGUGUUAUGGUCGUAUUUUAUCCAAAAGAUGUUGCAUCUGACUGGUGCGACUAUUGGUUUCUAUCCACAGAUUGCAACGCUACUGUCGGACAAUAGUACUAAAAAGGCCCAAAUUUGGAACACGUCUCCAUCUGCAAACAAAAUGGUAGAAUUUUUGGAGAGCUGGAAUUGUAGUGAAAGUUCUUCAAAUUUGUGCAUAGAUAUGCAGCUCUGGAAAGAGGUAGACGUUGAGGCCCUCAAACUUUGGUUGGCAGAACUCCGCAAGCUUGCGUAUAAGUUCCCACCACUAACAAAAAGAAAUGAAUGUUCUUUUAACUUUGAUGAAAACGUUAGAGAGCAAAAUUGCCGACCUUCAUAUAUCGACUUUUCUACUUCAAACACUAAGUUUGUUCCGAUGAGGAAUUUGCAGUUGGCAACACAAAGGAUCAAGAUAUUUGAGUCGUUAAAAAGUUGGUGUAAAGAAGCAGACUACUUACCAAGCGUUCAAUUAUCGCCUUCGCCAUCCGUUAUAGCGCUUAGCCAUAGCAACAACGCUGCUCUACUGACCAUCUCCAAUACAGUGUUAGUGAUAAUCAACAACUAUCAACGUAGAUCUGGGGUGGGGCUCCUCCAGAGGUUGUAUCAGCCUUAUUUUGCACUAACACUCUUCUGCGGCACGUGGCACUCAGACGAAUACCAUGAUGAUGGUCAGUUUCCGGAAAUGAUGUUUCCUUUCAAUUACAUCCAUGUAUCUCCCGUAGAAAUUUCACGAGGAGUUUUUUCGUAUUACUGCUUGGCCAAAGUCAGAGACCUCAAACUCCGGAAUGUGCGAGGGUACUUCAUUAUCGCUGACGAUGCCAUUUUCCACUUUUGGCAUAAACUCGACCUAGAAGAGAUUCUUUAUCCAAUUUGGGUCAUAGAAAAACGGUAUCCCUCUGCUUGGUGGAUGACCAAAUAUGGUUUCAAAGCCGCACAACGUACCAAAUCUUUGUUUACAAGAAAGUAUCGAGAAGACGCCCGAGUAAGGCAUUUGUGGAAGUGUUACGAAGAAGGGCUUCUGGCAGAAGGUCAUGCGGAAGACGCUGCUUCACAUGUUGGGAACGAUAAUGGUUGGACACUGAGUGACUUCUUCUAUGUUCCCCAGAAAAGGAUUGACUAUUUAGCGGAAGCGCUGGAAAUUUUUUACGAAGCUGAUUUAUUUGUUGAGCUAACUAUGCAGAAGUUGCUGCACACUGUACCACAUAACAGGAUGUCGCCCAGUACAUUCGCGUACGUCCCAUUGUUCGAACGUGCCCACUGGCAAAAAUACUAUCGAUCGGAUCUUGUGAUGAUACACCCGUUGAAAUUGAAUUACUUUGCUGAUCUCGACAAUAGAACAAGAUUCUGUGAAACCGUGGUUCAGUCCUACGGGAGUGCCUUAUUUGGGCUGUAGAUAAUGAAGUUCAGUAGCUAGACGUUGUGAUACUUACGAUCUCAUUCAAAUCGUCCCUAGCCAUGUCAUCACGAUAGCUAAGUUGACAACGAGCAGCCAAUCUGCAACUAUGUUUUUGUUGUUGCCUUUCCCAUUGUAAAACCUUGGCACAAUCAUACUUUGUCGCUGGAC